AUGACGGCGCCGCUCGGGCUCCCCCCGCGCUGGCCCGACGCGCUCGGCUGCCGCUGCGAGGACGCGCCGCGGGAGAAGCCGCGCAUGGAGAGCCUGGGGCACUGCCGGGAGAUGCUGCCCCACGCCGCGCUGGGCGCGCCGGGCGGCGGCGGCGGCGGCGGCGGAACGGGCGCGGACGGAGGAGCCGCGUUCGCGGAGCUGGCGGGCGCGGAGCCGGCGCGGCAGUGCCCGUCGGGCUCGCUGGGCUACGGCGCCUACCCGUUCGCGCCGGGCUACUACGGCUGCCGCCUGAACCUGCCGCAGAAGCCCUGCGGGUACCACCCGCCCGACAAAUUCGGCGAGGCCGGCGGCGCGCUGGGCGCCGAGAGCUGCCGCCGGCGCGGGGCCAAGGAGUUCCCGUUCUACCCCGGCUUCCCCGGCUCGUACCAGGCCGUGCCGGGCUACUUGGACGUGUCGGUGGUGCCGGCGCUGGCCGAGCCGCGGCACGAGGCUUUGCUUCCCAUGGAAGGCUACCAGGGCUGGGCGCUGGCCAACGCCGGCUGGGACGGGCAGGUUUACUGCUCCAAGGAGCAGCCGCAGCCCGCGCACCUCUGGAAGGCGCCGUUCCCAGACGUGGUGCCGCUGCAGCCGGAGCCCAGCCCGUUCCGGCGCGGCCGCAAGAAGCGCGUGCCGUACACGAAGCCGCAGCUGAAGGAGCUGGAGCGCGAGUUCGCCGCCAGCCGCUUCAUCACCAAGGAGAAGCGGCGGCGCAUCGCGGGCGCCACCAGCCUGAGCGAGCGCCAGGUCACCAUCUGGUUCCAGAACCGCCGCGUCAAGGAGAAGAAGGUGCAGGGCAAGGCGCGGCCCGCGCACCUGCGGGACACCUGA
Melospiza melodia melodia is the source of this 867-nucleotide messenger RNA. RefSeq names its product homeobox C13 (gene HOXC13). Lineage: Eukaryota; Metazoa; Chordata; Aves; Passeriformes; Passerellidae. The record is from RefSeq and is a predicted model, not a curated record. Gene Ontology annotation, biological process: regulation of transcription by RNA polymerase II. Gene Ontology annotation, molecular function: DNA-binding transcription factor activity, RNA polymerase II-specific; RNA polymerase II cis-regulatory region sequence-specific DNA binding.